Molecule: messenger RNA, 3183 nt
Organism: Nelumbo nucifera (sacred lotus)
Lineage: Eukaryota; Viridiplantae; Streptophyta; Magnoliopsida; Proteales; Nelumbonaceae
Source: RefSeq, a predicted model, not a curated record
CAUAUUUAUUUUUUCUAGAAUAGUCGUUUGGUCGGCUCCACUUCUUAGGAUUCUAUCUUAUAAUUAACACCCGUUCGAUUGGAAUCCUUUCUAUCAUGGUUGCAGGGCCUAAUCUAGGUCAAAAUAUUCUAAUCAAAUGGAUUUUUGGCCUUUUGCAUCGGCUCUACGCCUCUACCUAUACAAUUAGCCGGUCCCACGGGAUCUAUUACGAAUUUACGAUACAAGACGUCCCAUCUCGGAAAUUGAUGAACGAACGACAAAUUUUGGUCCAUCAACGAGAUCCAACAGUUUUGAACACCCUACAUAAUGGACCUUUCUUUUCUAAGAAAUUACACAAGGUGCCAUUCCCCGAAAUUGGCAGCAGUGCAGCACCGUGGCUGUGGCUGGAGUUCGCGGGUCUAUUCACCUUUAAUAAAUACAGGGGAUUUGUCAUUCAGAAAUUUUUAAUUAAAAUCUUGCUUAGGAUGCAGCUUAGUAAGUUGAAUUAACAAAUCUAAGACCAAGCGGAAGUCGUCUCUUUAGAGUUUAGAGAGAGAGAGAGAGAGAGAGGGAGAGAGAAGGCACCGAGACCAAGAGAGAGAAAGUGUGCCGUGGAGCCUCAGUUCCUGUAAUGCGUGGAACCAGUGACGGACAAUGGCGAACCCGUGUUUGAAGCUCUCUAGAUGGCGGAUCCAGUCUCUGAAAAACCCUAAUAACUACAUCAGAUACCGUACGGUUUGCGCCCUUCGUCCUUCGUGAAUCCGAUCCAUUUAGAUUUUCAGGGAUUCCACUUUUGGUCCGCAAUAAUGGCGGAAGCGCCUAAAUUGUUGUAUAUAGUUGUCGUGGACGACGGAGAGAAGAGUGAAGGAAAGGGAAACGAAUCCUUUCGAUAUACACGACCCGUGCUGCAGAGCACUCUCCAGCUAAUGGGAUGCAAAGCUCGACAUGCCUUUAAGAUUAGCCGAAGGGUUUUUGAAGUGAUGAGAAAUGAAUGUUCAGGCGAUGCUUUGCCUUUUAUGGGGAUGGAAAUUGCUGGUUUAGAUGUUUCGGAAGGGUAUUCUGAGAAGGAAAGUGACCAACAUUCAGAUGGUUGUCUGAAACAAGGAGAGGUUGGCGACGAUUUGGUUUCAGAGAAAAAUGAGGGAAGUUAUAGUAAACCUUUUGAACUGUACAAAAGACAGACAACUGUUUUUGUUAAGAGAGAGGCAUUCUUGGAUGUUGUCUGUGAUGCUCUAGCCUUAUACAAGUAUGUAGGUCCCAAUAAGAGGAGUGACUUGGUUUUAGCCUGCAGAAUCCGAGAGAGGAAGGAAUCUGUGACUGUGUUGUUGUGUGGCACUAGUGGGUGUGGCAAGUCUACCUUAUCUGCUUUGCUGGGUAGCAGGUUGGGCAUCACAACAGUGAUCUCUACAGAUUCUAUUAGGCACAUGAUGCGGAGUUUUGUCAAUGAAAAGCAAAAUCCACUACUCUGGGCAUCAACCUACCAUGCUGGGGAGUUUCUGGAUCCAGAGGCAGUUGCAGAAGCAAAAGCCAAGCGAAAAGCCAAGAAAUUAGCACAUGUUUCUCACUCGUUGUCCAAGGAUGAAGUUUCUGAAGGACCUGGAAAUGGAAGACCUGAUACUAGACCAUCUGAUGUGGGUUCUUGUACCAAUGAACUGAUUGGUGCAAAACAAAUGGCCAUUGAGGGAUUCAAAGCACAAAGUGAGAUGGUCAUUGACAGUCUUGAUCGGCUGAUUACUGCAUGGGAAGAACGGAAAGAAUCAGUAGUUGUUGAGGGUGUUCACUUAAGCCUCAACUUUGUGAUGGGACUUAUGAAGAAACAUCCUUCGAUAAUACCAUUCAUGAUUUACAUCACAAAUGAGGAUAAACACUUGGAACGAUUUGCAGUUCGCGCAAAGUACAUGACACUGGACCCAGCAAGAAAUAAAUAUGUGAAGUAUAUUCGAAACAUAAGAACGAUUCAAGACUACCUCUGUAACCGUGCUGAUAAGCAUCUAGUUCCCAAAAUAAACAAUACCAAUGUUGACAGGAGUGUUGCAGCCAUCCAUGCCACAGUCUUCAGCUGUUUGCGCAGGCGUGAGGCAGGGGAGCAGUUGUAUGACCCUGCUACAAACACAGUUGCUAUUAUAGAUGAGGAGUAUAGGAACCAGUGUGCUGCCAACUCACUGAGCUCCAAGGGGAUGUUUCAACUAAUCCAGAGAAAAGGAUCUUCUAGGCAUCUGAUGGCUCUUCUCAAUACUGAUGGGUCUGUGGCUAAGGCAUGGCCUGUAGAUUCAAUUGAUAAUAGUGGCAAAUGUGUCACAUGCCCUGGGAAUGAGAGGGGAAUAGGGAGUCCAAUGUAUGGACCUUUGCAGAUUGAUAAGGCAGAGCCGGUUAACCUUCAAUUUGGCAACUUUGGGAUAAGUGCCUGGCCCAGUGAUACUGUUGGCACGAGCCAUGCUGGAAGUGUUGAUGAAUCAAGGGCUGAUGGGACCGAGACUGGAAGCAGAUAUUAUUCUUCAUGCUGCAGCUCACCACGGAUGUCUGAUGGACCUGCCAAGGAGCUCAAAGAGGAGCUUUCAGUCUCUGGUAGCGAUGAAGAAGCUGAUGAUCCACCUGAAGCAGACAGUGAUGAAGAUCUCAGUGACAUAGGUGACAAGCAAAUCCAUGAAGAGAUGGAAGGGUCGGUUGAUGAAGAGUCGACAAAAUCUGAUGAGGAAUAUGAGGAUCUUGCCAUGCAGGAUGGGAUAGAGAAUGGGUACUCGUCUGAUGAUGAUGAGGACUCCAAAGACGAAAAUCUGACAGACGAGUACAGAGAGAAUUUGGGUAUCUUCAUGAAAACCAGUGAUGAGGCUUUGCCAGAGUCGCCAUGUUCCUACUGUUUGCUUAUGGAGAAGAACCAGAGUGUGUCAGCAGCUGGCAAUGCCAAAAUGAGAAGACGCUCACACAGCAUAUCAGCCUUGGGGAAGCACGGAUCUGUGCUCACCGGGCCCAUCCUCUCUGGUGCACCACAGAGGUAGCCCAAUGCUUUGCCUCUUGACUCUUGAGGAAUUUAUAAGCUUCUAGUUGGGAUAUCGAGGCCGCUCGGUUUUGUUUUCUUGUUAUUUUGUUUUUGUUUUUUUUCACUUAUGGUUGUUCUUUUCUUCCUAAAUAUUCCCCUUGUAAAUAUAGUUCAAGUAGCCCUGGACAUUAUUUCUGUGUCUAUUUUAUCAUGCCUCUCUUUCUUUC